Molecule: messenger RNA, 2842 nt
Organism: Danio aesculapii
Lineage: Eukaryota; Metazoa; Chordata; Actinopteri; Cypriniformes; Danionidae
Gene: wnt9a
Product: wingless-type MMTV integration site family, member 9A
Exons: 4
Coding region: 75-1166 (363 amino acids)
Biological process (GO): cell fate commitment; canonical Wnt signaling pathway; multicellular organism development
Cellular component (GO): extracellular region
Molecular function (GO): frizzled binding; cytokine activity
Source: RefSeq, a predicted model, not a curated record
GCGGUUCUCACAAGCAGGGAUUUUACACAGCAACUCAGGACGAACGAAAUGAGCUGCCCCAGAGCCGCUACAAAAUGCUGGAUGGACACCUUCUCCUGGGAUGGUUAUCAUUUACCAUUAUAGUGCAUCUGAUCAGCCUGCCCGGACCGAGCACGGCUUACUUCGGGCUGACAGGUAAUGAACCCCUGUCUAUUCUGCCACUGACCUCACAGCCAGACGAAAGGGCGGGAAAAUCGCACUACAAGCUGUGUGAUCGACUCAAACUGGAGAAGAAACAGCGCAGAAUGUGCCGACGGGACCCUGGCGUGGCCGAGACUCUGAUGGAGGCGAUCAGCAUGAGUGCUUUAGAGUGCCAGUACCAGUUUCGAUUUGAAAGAUGGAACUGCACGCUGGAGGGCCGAUACAGGGCUAACAUUUUAAAGAGAGGCUUCAAGGAGACGGCGUUCCUCUAUGCCAUCUCUUCAGCAGGCCUGACCCACGCCAUGGCCAAAGCCUGCAGUGCUGGCCGAAUGGAGCGAUGUACCUGUGACGAGGCUCCGGACCUGGAGAACCGCAAGGCUUGGCAGUGGGGAGGCUGUGGGGACAACCUCAAAUACAGCAACAAAUUUGUUAAAGACUUCCUGGGUAAGAGGUCCAACAAGGACCUCCGUGCCCGGAUAGACAUGCACAACAGCAAUGUAGGAAUGAAGGUGAUCAAGACAGGAGUCGAGACCACCUGUAAGUGCCAUGGCGUUUCUGGCUCGUGCACCGUGCAGACAUGCUGGAGGCAGCUGGCGCCCUUCCACGAAAUUGGCAAGCAGCUCAAACAGCGAUACGAGACGUCAGUCAAGGUGGCGAGUUCCACCAACGAGGCCACCGGGGAGGGGGAGAUCUCCCAGAGUCGAUCCCAGAGCCAGCAGCCUCCCCAGCCGGACAUCCCCCGCACCCCAGAUCUGCUUCACAUCGAGGACUCGCCCAGCUUCUGCAGGCCGAGCAAGUAUUCAGCGGGCACGUUGGCUCGUAAAUGCUACAAGGACAAGAACUGCGAGGCCAUCUGCUGCGGCAGGGGACACAACACCCAGAGCCGGGUGGUGACCAGACCGUGCCAGUGCCAGGUGCGCUGGUGCUGCUAUGUGGAAUGCAAACAGUGCACACAAAAAGAAGAGGUUUACACCUGUAAGGGGUAAUAAAACGAAGCAUCGUGACCGUGCAGAAUAUCUCUCAGCAAUGAAUGAGCGCUAAGCAAAAAGAGAGAAGUCCUGGUUUGGGGAAAGAUCUCAAAGGCUUCAACCUACUUAACAGACGAAAGCACUUUUUUUUGAGGGCCUUUUUUUCUCCAUGUGGAGCAAGUGGGAAAGGUGUAGCUGUAUAAUAUACAGUAGCAAACCUAGGGGAAUGAUCUACGGCUUUCUUUGAGAGACAUUUUGAAUGAAAUCAUUCAUCGGCCAAGAUAUACGUCGGCAAUGAAGUCCAGUCUUGGAUGGAUAAUUGUCGACAGAGUUAUUGCUUGACAAGUUUGUUUAAAGGUAUGUGUUUGUAUGUGAUUUAAUUCCAAACGAAUUAAAGCCUCAUUCACACUGCCAGCGACUUUGAAGCUGCCUUUCGCCCUGUGUGUGGCGAUUGAAGUCGCUAGUGGGUGUUCCCAACUUGAAGUUGCUAUGGUAACAUUUACGAUGACGUUUGUCGAUUUGUUGCCACUGAAAAUACAAAUUUUGGAGGACAAACACUAAAUAUAAAAAGUAUCAGUACACAACACGCUUAAUUUUUAGUCAUUUAGCAGACGAUUUUAUCCAAAGCUAAUUUCCAAAGCUAGCUUUAAAUCCAAGCUAAUUACAAAGACGAUGUGUGUCGUUGUGGCUAUUUAUCCGCGACAAACGUCGAUCUGUGAACGGAGAAUACAACCGGAUCACGUGAGCUCUAUUGAUGCUCCUAUUGGAUGUCGGUCAUGAGAGUUGCAUUCAGAAUCGUUUUCGUUAUGCCGGGUUCAAACCAAACAUGGAAUUUGCAAGAGUAGGUUUGAUACAAAGGCAAUGCAAAUGCAUGAACAUAGGCAAAUAGCGUCAUGCUACUCGAACACACUACUCGAUGCAUCUGCAAGUCUUUUUUGGUGCACGCGGCAAUUGUACCAUCAUCUCGGUGUUCGUGACAUUAUUUAGUGCAGGGCAUUUUUGUAAAGCAAAAGCACACAGUUAACUUAGAUAUGUAUAAUAUAACCUAAAUGACACAUUGAUACUGUAUUAAAAAGUUUCCUCCGAAUGUUUCUUCAACCUGUUCAUUUUGUAUAUGGUUAAAUUCCGUCAUUUAUCAACUCCACUCGCUGACUUCUUCUUCACUGCUGUUUCGUCAUGGCAGUAACUCAGAGUCGCCCCUGUUGUUACGAAUAAUAGUACAACAGCAAACACAUCAAGUAUCCGCUUGUUAAGUCGUGACGUAUGAAAUACUGUUUCCGGAUCCAAGCCGCUACUCAUUUGAAUUGAGAAAAUAUUUGUUUGACACCUUUUUUAGUCAUAUCACACAUUAAAGUGAAUUUUAUAUAAAAUCAUGGUGUACUAAACAGUCUCUGGACUUGCUGCAUCACAGACACCAAUAUUUUACCAAUUCAGAAAAAAAUUAUCACUUUCUGGCUAUCUAAUAUUAGACAUGGAUGUGAAGAGUUCAUAUGCAAAAACCUCUUAAUGCCAUCUGAAAAAUUCUUCUAAAAUGAACAUUUUUACCAGGCUCCUUUGUGUAGGUUCAGGAAAUUUCACUUUUAUGGCAAAAAUAAGGUGUUUUCAUGGCUUUACAGUCAAAUAACUCAACAUAAAACAUAGAAGGCUGAGAAAAAUGCUAAUUUUCCCAAAAAACUUAGAGGUUUUAGCAUCUA